This is a messenger RNA of Glycine soja, 1364 nucleotides long. Its product is annotated as REF/SRPP-like protein At1g67360. The coding region runs from base 136 to 828 and encodes 230 amino acids. Lineage: Eukaryota; Viridiplantae; Streptophyta; Magnoliopsida; Fabales; Fabaceae. The record is from RefSeq and is a predicted model, not a curated record. The transcript is spliced from 3 exons.
AGCAUUUACUUAUGUUAAUAUAGUUGCAUGUGAUUCCCAUUUGUAUCUAUAAAUGAACACUCCAAAAUGAGAGACUGAGCUUAUAUUUGCAGUAACAACAGCUAACGUGCAAGUUCCAAGGCAGAGAAAACAAUAAUGGCCACCACCUCGGAGAGGGAUAUGGAGAACAAGAGUGAUCAAGAAGAACUGAAGCAUCUUGGGUUUGUGAAGAUUGCGGCAAUUAAAGCCUUUGUGUGUGUGUCGAAUCUCUACGACUUCGCAAAGCAAAACUCGGGACCUUUGAGAUCUGCUGUUGGAACCGUGGAAGACACUGUAACCACCGUUCUGGGUCCCGUCUACCACCAAUUCAAGGCUGUCCCCAACCACCUCCUCCUUUUUGUCGACAACAAGGUCGAUGAAGCUGCUCACAAAUUCGAUGAGCAUGCACCUUCUUUGGUUAAGCAGGUUGCAACCCAAGUCACUUGUUUGGUUCAGGAAGUGACACACAAAGCUGAGAAAGUAGUGAGCGAGGCUCAAUCUGGAGGGGCACGAGCAGCAGCAAAUUAUGUAGCCACUGAGUCCAAGCAAAUUGUGCUCUCUGGUUCGGUGAAAUUGUGGACUGGUCUCAACCAAUAUCCACCAUUCCAUUCAGUGGCAGAGAUGGCAGUUCCCCGAGCUGCACACUGGUCAGAAAAAUACAACAAUGUGGUAAAGGGAACGAGUGAAAAGGGUUUUGCCGUGUUUGGCUAUUUGCCUCUGAUUCCAAUUGAUGAGAUAGCAACAGCGUUUAAACAGGGAGAAGGCAAUGUGAAUGAAGAUGAAGCAGGUUCCGUGGCAGAGAGUUCUUAGAGCACUACUAAUAGGGUAGCUAUUUUCUUCAUAAAAUCUGCUUCUGGCUAGUAUUUGUUUCAGUUUGAGGGCAAUGUGGAUGUUCAUGGAAGUGUAAGAAAUGGGUUCGGAGUGUGUGGAUGGUGUAAGUUAACCAAGUUCGUAGAACAUUAUGGGAUUGUGUCAAUGGUUGCGUGUCACCAAGUUGAAGUUGUUUCGUCCUUUUCUUGCAUAAAAAUUAUCUUUAUUGUCGUCUUGGGCGGAUUGAGGGCGGUCACUAACUCACUAUUGGAACUUGGAGUGCCCACCUAACACUCCACGACAUUUCAAGAGCAUUUCUUCCUUGGACGCCACAAUCAAUCACUUACACUUAAUAAUAGAUUAAGAAAAUAAGAAUAAGAUUUAAAUACUAACUGAUAAAGCAGAAGAUCUUUUUGUGUGUGAAUCAGGGACUGUUAUUAGCUGAUUAUGUGAAUCAGCCUGUUUCUGCAGUGUAAUCUUUUGUUUUUGUUGAUUGUUUUUUCUCCAUCUACCAAAAAAAAAAAGAUUUUUUUUUA